UCACCAAGCAGUCUGCUGACAUUAACAGCAGUCUGCUCCUGUGAAAGCGCUCUCUCAGAGAUAGGAACAAGUCACCACUGGCUUGAUGGUUUUCUCUGUCUUGUUGGUCGCCUGGCCUCUGGAUCCGCCUCCAACUGUGGAAAAAUAACCCCGCCUGCAUGAAUUCCGUUUCUUUUUCCAAGGAUGCUAUCGGACCUGCUACGGCGUUUACUGCGCGUACUUUUCACCAUUGGAUUAACGCCUCGUUGUAUUAUUUAAUUUAAACAUCAACGUUAGCUCUAGCAGUGAGCACAUUAUACCGACUGUUUUGCAAAGUAAAAGAACGACGUUAUUGCAUUGACGACAUCUGCAACAGCACGGGAUAUAAAGAUUGGGUGAAGUUACUGCAGAUGCUGGAAUCUAUUGAAAACGAAAAAAAUACUGGAUAUUACAUCGGGUCAGGCAGCAUCCACGGAGAGAAAGCAAGCUAACGUUAUGAGUCUAGAUUGAGAUUUCUUACAGCAAUUGAAAGUUUAGGGAUAAAAUACAGCUAUAACCGUCGAAUAUUAAAACAAAAAUAAAUCCAAAGGAUUUGUUUGAAAUCCGGUGUCGAGGAGUGGCGCUUGAAAUAAGAUUUGCACCUGCUUUGAACCGUUUUAAGGAACUGAGACAUUGGCUGAUCUAUUGGGAUGAGGGGGUAGGGUGCAGGUUGAAAGCAAGAAAAAAAAACCCUCCUACAGACAAAAUCAAUAACCGGUAACACUUGACUUGCCGUACGUGAGUGAUGUUUGUUUUGGAGAGACGCCACAUCUGUGCUAUAGCAGCCCACCUUGCAGUCCCCGGCAAUGGGUAGAUCCCGGUGCAGGAACUGCCGCCUGCUCUUCAUGUUGGUGAUCACUGCCGGCUUCUUCGUGGUCGAGCUGGUGGUCGGGCACAUGGGCAACUCCCUGGCGCUGGUGUCCGACUCCUUCAACAUGCUGUCCGACCUGAUCUCGCUGGUGAUCGGCCUGCUGGCGGCCACCCUCGGCAAGAUCACGAGGCACCCCCGCAACACGUACGGCUUCGCCCGGGCCGAGGUGGUGGGCGCGCUGGCCAACGCCGUCUUCCUCACCGCUCUAACCUUCACCAUCCUGGUCGAGGCCAUCAUCCGCCUCAUCCGGCCCCAGAGGAUCGACGACGUGGAGCUGGUGCUGAUGGUGGGCGCCCUCGGGCUGGCGGUGAACAUCAUCGGGCUCAUCCUCUUCCAGGACUGUUGCUUCAAGAGACAAGUGUCCGGCAGCCCCACAGGUUACUUGGCAACCGACGCCGGAGAACAAAGAGAAAACAAAGCACCAGCAACUGCAUCAGCUUUAAAUAUUCGAGGUGUUUUUCUACAUGUCAUGGGCGAUGCAUUAGGAUCUGUGGUGGUGGUCGUCGCUGCUACUAUAUUCUAUAUACUUCCACUUAAUGAAGAUGAAUUCUGUAACUGGAAAUGCUAUGUAGAUCCAAGUAUGACAAUCAUUAUGGUUAUAAUAGUUCUAUUAUCUGCUUUCCCACUCAUAAAAGAAACAGCAGUUAUCCUGCUCCAGAUGUUACCCAGAGGGAUCAAACUGCAUGAAUUUGAUGAAAAAUUGUGUGCAGUUGAUGGAGUGCAUGGGAUUCAUGAACUCCAUAUAUGGGAAUUGGCUGGAGGUAGGCAUAUUGCAACUCUUCAUGUGAAAUGCCUGGAUCUUUCCUCCUACGAAACAGCAGCAUUACAAAUACGUGAAAUCUUCCAUAAUGCAGGAAUUCACUCUGUUACCAUUCAGGCAGAGUUUGUUGAUACAGUGCCUGGUUCAACUCUAAAGUGCAAUUUUCCCUGUGUCCGAAAGGAAUGUGAAAAUAAAAUGUGCUGCAUUUCUCAAAAUGACUGCAACCUUGAUGCAGAAGGUUCCAUAGAGAUGCGUAACAAUUCUCCAGGGCCAUCGAGAAAUGGCUUCAUGGGUAACAAUGCAGCAGAAGAUAAUGUAGAAGAACUUUCUAUUCUUCCAUCCUAUGACCUGACAACAACUAAACAGAAAGAAGGAAAGGAAGCCACAAAUGGGCUGUCGCAUUUGCACAGUACAUCACUAUAAUUUGAUUUUAUAGGCAAGAAAGAUUUUGCAUUGAAGUUGAAUUUAGGACUGGUAAACCUACAGAUUAUACUCAUUAUUAAAAGCAAGACUGCUACAGCAGAGUUUGAUGUAACUAUUAACGAGCAGCUUCUUCAUUAUAACCUGUCUGAAAUGAGUUUGAUGAACUAAAUACAGAUCACAACAGCUAUCUUAUUUGUGCUGCUAUAAAAAGUGAAACAAAGUGGCAAAUUACAAUUUUAAUGUUUUACUUCUUGUGUACAUUAAAUCUGAGUGAAUUCCUCAGUUCUAUUUAAUUUCUGUUGCAUGAAAUCUUUAACUUUGACAUUGCUGUCAGAUGUCCGGUACUGACCAUUUUUUUCAGAGCAUUAAAAGACCAUUUAAAUUGUUCAAAUCUCAUUAAACCACAGCCAUUGAAUUUUGUUUUGCAUGACUGUAUCAUGAAAUUAUCAGGUAUCAGGGAAUUGUUUUUUUUACACAACUGUUCAGCAGGGUUGUUUCCAGACAAGCUGCUCUUUCUAAUGAGUUUUGUCUGGAAAGCAUCAGUCUGAUUGCUAAUCUGUGUUCUUCAUUAAAAAACAGUGUGAUGUUCUUUGUUGCCACCUGAGUUUUAUUAAUUACAAUUACAAACACUGGGGUAAUUGAAUGGGAGACAUGUCUUUAUUCUAAACAGUGAUUUGGAUCCAGUGAAUUCCUGAGAUUGAGAUAAUAUGGAUUCAGUACUGAGUAAGAAUCAAAACAUGUGGAUUGGGAGAGGGCACAAAAAUAAACUUUCAUCUGGAUUUGGUGGGGGAGCCAUAGGUUUCUUGUAUUCUAACCAAAUUACUGCUUUAACUUUCAGUGAUGUUGGUGGGUAUGGGUGGGGUGGAGGGAAGAGUGGAAUAGGAUUUGGAUGAUGACAGGAAGAGAGCAAAUUUGCCAUUCAUCCCGAUCGCAAGGGGACAUGCUUUGGGAAUAGUCUAAGCCACUUUGAGAAUUUGGGUCUUUGUGUUGUUAUGAAAUCUGUGGGUGAACUUAUUCAGUAAUUUUUGGUUAAUUUGUAAUUGUAAUUACUAACAAGCUUCUGAAAACCACAUGUACUGCUGUGGUUGUGAAUCCUUUUUAGAUGUUUGGAUGGUAUAGUUUUGUUACUAGAUGCAUUUGUCACAAAAUCACAUCUCUGAUUUAUUGAUAUGUACUCCUAUUCCUGCCCGGAGGUGUGAUUAGAAUGUUGUUCUUACAAGAGCCAUAAAUUUAAUUCUUGUGGUAAUUUUUCAUGAGAUAUUAAAAAACUGAUAAAGUGAACAAGCCUAACGUUGGUCUAGAGAUUGACGUGUUUUCUUCUGAAAGCUUGUGUAUUUACAACAGAUUUCAGGCAAAGCAUUUAAUGAUAAACAAACCUCCUCAAAAGAGAUUGAGUUGUAAGUUUAAAUAAGUAUGCCGAGGUUUUGCCUCAUUAAUUUUUGGAAGGAAAUGGAAAGAGGUAUUUCACAAUUUUCACUCAAUUGGUUACAUAUGUCAGGAAUUGUUUGUAUUCAGGUAGAUGGUAUGUGAAAGAAACAAGUUUGAUGGGCUGAAUUUUGUUCUAAUCUCACCCUGUGGUUUUGUUUUAUACUCUAGCUUCACUUCAAUGUGCAGUAUGCCUUAAAAUGAUUUGUUUCUGUCAACAGUAUUUGGCAUCACACUGCCAAGAAACCAUUUAUUGCCAAAGCGUAAAGUCCAAAAAGAUUAGAAAAGCAGAAACUAUUAGGGCGAUCAGGAAGGAUUCUUUCACUUCCCCAGAAUGAAUCUGGAUACUUAAAUUGUACUUUAAACAUGAAAGAAUGUGGUAGAAAUAUAUCCUUAUUUUAGCCUACGUGUGCAUAUAUCAUACAGCAGUAUCCAAUCAGAUUAUCAACAAUGCCAUUUGCUGGGGGUUUACACAUUCUCAUAAGAAACAGUUCAUUUUAAUGAGCAAAAUCAUUAUCAAAUGUUAAAUUACUGCUUUGAACUGCCUUUCAAAAAUGUUGUGAUUUGUAGUUGUUUUCAAGAUUACAGUUAAUUCUGAUUGAAAAUUCUUGCGGAAAUGUAUUUCUUUUGUUCUGUUACUUCUGUUUGUAGUUAUUGUGCUGCAAUUAAAAGUGGGCACUGUAUACUCUGAAAAUAAUCAUCCUGCACAAGUGUUAAUGGUAAUAGUAUGCAUGUAUUGUUUGAUAUGCUUUUCAAGAGUGAAUGAUCUUCGAGAAUGUGUAGACAGGUUGAGACAAUAUAAACGUGAUACUUGAAAUUUACAAAUAAAUAUACUUAUUUUGAAAUGUUAUUCUCAAUGGGAGAGUAAAGCUACUUGUUGUAAGAUAUGAGUGUU
Messenger RNA from Chiloscyllium plagiosum (whitespotted bambooshark), 4392 nucleotides. Its product is annotated as calcium/manganese antiporter SLC30A10-like. NCBI's taxonomy places the organism in Eukaryota, Metazoa, Chordata, Chondrichthyes, Orectolobiformes, Hemiscylliidae. The record is from RefSeq and is a predicted model, not a curated record. Gene Ontology annotation, molecular function: zinc ion transmembrane transporter activity. Gene Ontology annotation, biological process: zinc ion transmembrane transport; manganese ion transport; detoxification of zinc ion. Gene Ontology annotation, cellular component: membrane.